Molecule: messenger RNA, 570 nt
Organism: Humulus lupulus (European hop)
Lineage: Eukaryota; Viridiplantae; Streptophyta; Magnoliopsida; Rosales; Cannabaceae
Exons: 3
Coding region: 1-570 (189 amino acids)
Source: RefSeq, a predicted model, not a curated record
AUGCUACAGCCACUUCCAGAGUGGAAAUGGGAGGAGAUAUCUAUGGACUUUGUGACAGGGUUACCUAAGACCACGAAACAGCACGAUGCAAUCUGGGUAAUAGUUGAUAGUUAUCAGUCUAUCAUUGGGGUAGCUCCUUAUGAAAUGUUGUAUGAAAGAAAGUGCAGGUCCCAACUCCAUUGGGAUGAGUUGGUCGAAAGUAAACUUCUAGGGCUAGAUGAUGUUCAAUGUACUAAUGAGGCUAUUCAAAAGAUCAGGGCUAGAAUGGUCACAGCUCAAAUCAUACAGAAAUCUUACGGAGAUCUGAGGCGAAGACAUAUUGAACUUGAGGUUGGAGAUCAUGUGUUUCUUCGCGAGACACCACGGGAAAGGAAUAUCAGUGAAAAGGUUUGGCAAGAAAGGGAAGUUGAGUCCCAGGAAGAUUUGUCUUUCGAUGAGUGUCCGGUGAAGAUUCUUGAUUGGAAGGACAAUGUCAUAAGGAAUAGGACUAUUUUCUUAGUGAAAGUGAUGUGGAAGAACAAUGUUGUUGAGGAAGCAACCUGGGAACUCGAAUCAUAUAUGCUACAAUAG